AUGGCUCCAGCUUCCGCCUCGCUCCUGCCCGCCGCCGGCGCCAAGCGCCCCUUCGCCGCCCCCGACGCUGCUGAGCAAGAGCAGCCACUCGCGCAGGAGAGCGCGGUGACCAAGAAGAACGGCGAGAGCCAGCAGCCGCCGAAGCUGGAGUGCCCGCGGUGCAGCUCCACCGACACCAAGUUCUGCUACUACAACAACUACAGCACGGCGCAGCCGCGCCACUACUGCCGCACCUGCCGCCGCUACUGGACGCAAGGCGGCACGCUGCGCAAGGUCCCCGUCGGUGGCGCCUGCCGCCGCGGCUCCGGCAGCAGCAGCAAGCGCCGCAGGUCCUCCGCCGAGCCCCACACGCCCUCCUCCGACUCGACGCCACCGCCGCAGCCAGACCUGCCAGACACGCUCCCCCAGCUCCCUGUCUUCCCGUUCCUCACCGACGGCGGCCCCGUCUUCCUGCCGCAGUUCGACCUCGGGCUCGGCGGGUUCCCGUGGACGGCAUCGUCAGUCACAGACAACCUUUACGACAGUCUCGCGCCGUGGGCUGCCUGCGACGGCGCGCUCGCCCCCACCGGCGCAUGGGAGGACUUCGGUGGCCUCGAGCUCACCUGGCCACCGCCACCACCCCCGGCGGCCGGCAACUGA
Triticum turgidum subsp. durum (durum wheat) is the source of this 639-nucleotide messenger RNA. The record is from the annotation of a GenBank genome assembly. NCBI's taxonomy places the organism in Eukaryota, Viridiplantae, Streptophyta, Magnoliopsida, Poales, Poaceae.